Fusarium keratoplasticum is the source of this 579-nucleotide messenger RNA. RefSeq lists its product as uncharacterized. NCBI's taxonomy places the organism in Eukaryota, Fungi, Ascomycota, Sordariomycetes, Hypocreales, Nectriaceae. The transcript has 2 exons. Bases 1 to 579 code for a protein of 192 amino acids. The record is from RefSeq and is a predicted model, not a curated record.
AUGAAGUUCUCCACCAUCUUUGUUGCCGCCUUCGCCACUCUUGCUGCCGCCGCGCCAGGCUUCCCCGCCUUCCAGGGCCGCGCCGCGCUCAACGAAAGCCGCGAUGGCCGUGAUGGCCGCGAUGGCCGUGGAGGCCGUGACGGUGGUGAGGAUCGUGACGGACGCGACGGACGCGACGGACGCGACGGACGGGAGGGCGGGCGUGGCAACGAGCUUGCCUUCGGCCAGAUUGAUCUCAACUACCUGCUCAAGGUCAACUCUCUUGACCUGCGUCUGUUCCAGACCCUCGGACGCAGGAACAACCUCAACGUGAUCAUCUUCCAGGACCUCUUUGCUUCCAAGGAAUUUAGCCUCGAGUCGCUGCUGCAGUUCCAGCAACUCUCAACUUUCCUCUCGAUCGCCAGCACAGGCAUCUUUGACAGGUUGGACCUGUCCAGACUGUCGCUCGGCAGCGUCGAACUCGGCCUCAUUCGGGAUAUUGGCCGCGUCGAUCUGGCCCAGUUUAUUGAUCAGUCCUUGGUCCCUCAGAUUACCGUCAUUUCUCAAGAGAUAACCACUGUUGUAAUCGCCAAGGAGUAA